AUAAGCAAAGCGCUUGAACAUAACAAUGCAAACGAUUUUCAAAUAAAAUUCAAUAAAUAUCGCUAUUUGAUUUCAAAUAAAACACUACAAUAACGAUUACUAAAUUACUUGAAUUAUUUUUUUUCUAUGAAACUUCAAAAUGAAAUGACACAUAAUCAAUUUGUGUUUGUGGAAUAAUAAAACACAACUCUAAAUUUUUUUGACACAAGCGUAUGUACAGACAAAAAAAUGUUAUGUGGUUUAAUUUUAGUUGUAAAUAUUUGUUGGUAGCGAUUUAUGUAGAAUGUGAUAGCGAUGGGUGGCUGUAUAGGUAUUACUAGAAGUGGCAGCGGGCACAUAGAGGAAUCUUCUGGGACAGUUUCUCGGCCUAAUUCGGGAGGCCUAAGGAAAAACCAAUCAUUAUGUCAUGAAACAAUCAGAUGGAAGUCAGACGUACCUCUCACAGAGGGUCAGCUACGUAGCAAAAGAGAUGAAUUUUGGGACACCGCUCCAGCAUUUGAUGGCAGAAAAGAGAUAUGGGAUGCUCUUAGAGCAGCUGCUGUAGCUGCUGAGGCUAUGGACUUCCAGUUGGCCCAAGCUAUUCUGGAUGGAGCUAGUGUUUCAGUGCCUAAUGGCUACCUCACAGAGUGCUAUGAUGAAUGGGGCACAAGAUAUCAGGUACCGAUAUACUGUUUGUCUCCACCGAUAAACAUGGUGAAAGAGGCAAGCGGGCGCGACUCCCCGGCGGAGUGGUCGGAGCCGGCGGAGGGCGGCGCGGAGGUCACCCUGAGACUUCGCCUCUCCAGCUCCUGCAGGGACGUGGAGCUGGCGGUCUGCUCGCGGCACACGGUCGCGCACUGCAAGAACAAGCUACACGCUCAAGAGAACAUAGAACCGUGGAGACAACGGUGGUUCUACGGGGGCAAGCUGCUCGGCGACAGACUGCUGGUGGAGGAAGCGAAGAUCACUCCGGGGUACGUGGUGCAGGUCAUCGUCAGCACCGACCCUCAGCCUCCCAGCUAGUCGCCAGCCUCACGCGACAUCUGCACGCAACCGGAAGAAAUAAUUUCCUGAAUCGCGCUAACAACAUUUACCUACUACAAUCAAGUUUGCAUUUAUUUAAACAAGUUCUCAAGAACUGAAAAGCUGGUAAAUACAGAAGAACUGCGUUUAAAAAAGACGUACAAUAUUCCUAAAUUGACUUUUAAAUUUGGUUAUUUUAACUAUACAUAUUUUAAGCGUGAUGCAAAUUUUUGUUCACCUUCAGGAUUGUGUUCUGCGCACAAUGUUACCAGUGACCUUUAUGUGACGUCUAAGUUCAUAACUCGCGCAAAAAAAAUUUAUGUGAAAUUACUGAUUCAUAAAGAUUCGUUUUGAGAAAAUUCUACGCGUCUAAAGUUUGUCGUUUGGGUGGAAAUAGUUUGAUCGUGUAGCCCUCACCUGAAUAACUUGUUGGAAGCGUUCCUUCCAACACGUCGCUAAUUAAUAAUUUGAUGCAAAUCAGGCUCGGCAGACAUUUUUCACGAAUGUGAAUGUGAUUUUAUGUUUUUGAUCCAUCCGAAGUGCCCCGGUGUAAAUGUUACGAUAUAUUAUUUAAAUCAUAAAAAUGGCAACCUUAGUUUUGUUCAACGGUUUUAUCUGCGUUAGAAAUAAUUUAAUCGGAGAUAGAGAUAAUUUGAGACUUUAGGGACUUUAGAACUCAUAACUUAAGGUGGGUGGCGGCAUUUACGUUGUAGAUGUCUAUGGGCCGCGGUAACCACUUAACACCAUGUGGGCCGUGAGCUCGUCCACCAAUCCAAGCAUUUAAAAAAUAGAAAAAGUAAAAUUGUAACAUUUUGAUUUUAAUUAGUAUAAAAAUAUAAUGAAACGCCCCAAAAUUUUAUCGUUAUAUUAAAAUUUCAUCGAGAAACGCACAAUUUUCUUUUAUAAUUAAUUAAAUUAAUUAAUACAACAAACAAUUAAUAAAAUAAAAAUUGAAAUUAACAAUGUCCUGGGUCGACCACCGUCGAAAUAAAUUGUAAACUCGAACAUUUGAAUACUAUAGCCGUGAAAGUUUAAAACAGUUCCUAAUAAAUGCGCUGGGACCAACUGUGCCGAUGCGCCACCAAAUUGCACUACCAAAAACAACAUUAACAUCAUGCAAAAAAAAGUUAAAAAAAGUUAAAAUUAUCAGAUUUAUAAACAAAAACGGUACAAUAACGUUCAAUAACAAAUUUUGCUUUGAAAAUGUCUCCAUCCCGACCGCUAGCCCCCAGCGCCCCCAGCGCCCCGUAUGUAAGCCAAACGUUAGCCGUAUGUAUACGUGGUUCGAUUUAAAGUGAAACCGUCGUCCCGGCCGGUCGCCGGUGACACCGGUCAAUACGUUGUACAUGAUCUCUUCAUUUUUCAUAAAAUCAACAGUGCGAUUCAUGAUUUUGUAUCGAACUGAAAUUGUAUAGUCCAUGAAUAAAAAAGAGGGUUUUUAAAAACGUUCGUAAAAUAGGAACUAACACCUCGCUUUUGGAAUCACUUAGAGUCAAUGUCAUCCGUGACAAUCCGUGUCGCACUGUAGUCUGACUGUCAAAAUUACAUUUGACAGAAAUGACAGAUAAGUACUCUGUGUUUUGUAUAGACAACAAAAAAGGACGAUGUUUUAAAUUUUGUUCAUGUAAGACAUAAUUAGUAAUUAAACUUCAAUGCUUUUAAAUUCUUAAUAGUUUCUUAUAUUUAUUACAGACUAAAAAAAUGACAAUUAAUAAAAUUAUAAAUUGUGUACGAAAACACUAGGAAUGGUUUAAAAUAAAUAGUGAUGGGUUUUCAUUUUUUCAGUCGUUCAAAAUUUGAUUGUACGGGAACUUUGUAGAGAAAUUAGCGAACACUCAAUGCGAAGUGCGUUCAGUACUUCUUUUUUUUUAUUUUUGUAAAUAAUUUUUAGUUGUGUAAUUAAAUGUAUUUAUCGUUUGUAGUUUUAUUUAUUUAUUCUAUCUCACGUAAUUAGAAAUAUAUAUAUAAAAAAAUACUCUCAUAAUAAUAAUGACUGAUUUCAAUGUAAAUUUAAGGAAGAUCUAAAAUUGUUGAUAUAUUAAACAUAUUUUUAUUCUAGUUUAAUUUAAAAAAUUUUGGGCGGUGGCUAUUAUCAUUGAGAGAUGUAUACAACCGUUCUUAGUUGAAGGUGACAUUAAAUUACCGAGAAGCAAAUCUCGUUAUUCUCUCGGUCUCAAAUUCUAAUCCAAUUUGUUUAGUGUGGCCUAAAACGGAUAAGUUUAUUUUUGAGCGCUAGUCGUCGCUAUGAUUUGUCUCGAGUGGAUGUGAACAGCUGCCACUACGAUGCAGCGGUUCUGUGUGCUUAGUGCGAGUUUUUUAAGGUUUUCGAUAGCGUAAAAGUUAAUUCAAUUUUGUAUGGAGUUGGAACAGCGCCCCUAGCGUUAAACGUAGCCAAACGUGAAGUUAAGAGUGCGUUAAGAAACGUGAGUUAACUUUUACGUUACCGAAAACUUUAAAAAAAUCGCACUAAGCACACUGAACUAAGAAUAUUUUCGAAAUUUUUAAUUAUACCCGUCGUCUACUUGUUGUGUCCGAUGCGCAGUCGAACUACACUCCUCUAGUUAUACACGUAGUCAAUAUCGCUGUUUCAUUAUGCAUCCAGAUAUAGUGUUCGAGAAUCCGCGAAUCGACCGCACUAGAGCGACUUCAAAAAACACCCAAGAAUGUUAUUUCUUUAUAAUGUAAUUACGUCCAGCUGUAGGCAACAGCUCGCGAGUUUAAUGCACACAUCGUCCAGUGUCCAUCGGCUCCGGUCAGUUGCCUGGUGUAGUGCAACGCUAAGUGGCCCGCUGGUUUGCUCGGAGAUUUGGUCGGACCAACGUUUUUAGUUGAAUAUUAAUCCGAUACCUCCAACGGUUAGAUUGCCGGACCGGCUGCUGUAGGAGAUACGGAACGCAACUGUGUCGUAUUGACCGUUUCCGUUUGCAACAUUCGCGGAUGUAUUGCAGAUCUACGAGGGUUCCUGUGCGGCUGCAUGUCGCUAUUUAUUUAAUUGACUGGUUAUUUAUACAUUUCGCAUUACGUUAACAAUUUCAUCUCCUUCCACCCGUUUCCUUAGUUUAUUGGUAGAUGCAGCCCGACAAUUGUCUUGACAAAGCAGUUUUUAGUUUUGGAAUGGUUUGCGGAGCGCCCUCUGGCUCUGCUGAAGAUGAAUUCCCGCUCGGUCGCUAACCGUAAUCCUUCGUUGCGAUUAAUACUUUGGAUAUCGUUAAUAUUUCCGAAAGAAAUUAUUAUUAUAAAAAAAAAGAACAUAAUAUUCCUAACCUAAAAGUACAUGUUAUUAUCCGCAACAUGCUUCGUCAAUUAAACUGUAUUCUUUCUGGACAUUUGUUUAGCUAAACAAUAUUUCUGGACCACGCCCGUUAUGUUACUGUACUGCUUAGAUAUAUAAAAAACUAAAAUAUUUUAAGACUUAUUGGUUUGUAUAUUUUGAUUGAUUCUAUUAAAAUAUAUAUAAGUAUGUUAGUAAAAGUAUGUUUCUAAAUUCGAUUAAUCGACUAAUGAUGUUCUGGAGACUAACAAUGUUAAUGUUUAUUUAGAAUUCGGUUUCAUGUGUUUAUUUACAAAAGGAUCUAAUCGAUAUGUGACCCCAUUCUUCUAGACCAACUACCAGAUUUACUUCCCCUACAUAAUCUAUUCCCAGUCCUUUUGUCACUUUAUUUUGUAGACAUAAUUAUCAAAUCUCAAUUACUUUUGAGAGGAUUUAUAAGAGUAGUAGUCACCUUACCUACGCACUAAUCCUAUCAUUUUUUAUACUGCUCAUUGUGUAUAAGAUCUCUGUUAAUUUUGAUUUUAUACAUUGCCUCCUAAUAUUUUUUAUAUAUUAAACGCUAAAUAGCAAUUUAAAAUCAAGAAGGGAUACUUUUAGUUAUUUUAACAUUGUCAUUUUAUACUCUUGCAAUGUGGUUGUCUGUGGGUUGCAUACUUUUUGCCAACGUCAUCCAGUAUGAGAGUUCAAUGAACUGUACAUAUUUAUAAUUUCAUAGAAACCGGCCAAUUUAUUUCCAGAUACCUACUUAAUACAUCGUUGUUUAUUUUAAUUCAACACCAGUACAAGAAAGAUCACACCUUAAAUUUGUUUGUGUACUAGUAAACACAUUAUAUUAGCUACUUACUGACCGCUCGCUGAGGUUACCGCGUUGAUGCACAGGGCACAGAGUUCCCUUGUCGAAGUAUGCGAUGAACAUUCGCUAAGCCAGGUACUAGCUAUGAUAGCUAUAUAUUAUAUAAAUAUAUAAUUAAAUAUGACCAUUUAAUAAUUAAGGAAAUAAAUUUGUACAAACAGUAUACAUACCUACGUAAAUGACACUGAAGAAAAUAAAAAUUGCAAAAUUAAAUAUCAUAAAUCCAUUUUUCUCUAUUACCUACUAUUUACGUAAUUAAAAGCUGUUUUACUCAUAGAUUAGAAACGUUUGACAUAAGUAAAAUUUUAAAUUGUUUCGAGUCUGCUGGUAAUGUAUAUUCAUUACUAAUGAAAUUGGGGCAAUGAAAACAAAAUUGAAAGUUUUAUCAGUGUUACAUUCAGUGAUAACAUACCUACCUACAACAGUGUUUAUUGUUGAAAGCGAUUCGAUAAGAUUUAAUAUCGAUAAUGUUGUAGUUUAGCUUUUGCAUCGAUUAUGUAAUAGAAAUCGAUUAAAUCGUAUCGAUUCGUCAGAUGUUACAAGUUUUGUACAUACGUUUUUAUUAUGUUUGGUGUGUAAGCAAUAAUGUGUAAAAAAUUCUAAUAAAAAAUCACUCGGAA
Bombyx mori (domestic silkworm) is the source of this 5746-nucleotide messenger RNA. Its product is annotated as ubiquitin domain-containing protein 2. The transcript has 5 exons. Bases 295 to 1002 code for a protein of 235 amino acids. Gene Ontology annotation, molecular function: protein binding. Lineage: Eukaryota; Metazoa; Arthropoda; Insecta; Lepidoptera; Bombycidae. The record is from RefSeq and is a predicted model, not a curated record.